UGGGAUAAACAGCACUGGAAAGUUACAUUAAGAAUCUCUAAAUGGCUAGGACUAAAUAAAUUGAGGUGCCAAGUUUUAAAAUAUGUAUAUAGUAAAGGUGAUUCUAUGUUCACGAAUCACGUUUUAAAGGAACUUGAUGAAUCGGAUUUGAAAAUUGCACUUGCUAUCUCUAAUGGUGAUGAUCCAUGUUUUCUGAAUUUUGAAGUAAUGAUAAAUAAUGAUGAUGAACCUGAAUUGAGAAUACAAGAUGAUACAGAAGAAUUAGAUGAAAUAAUGGUUGAAAAAGAUGAUAUUGUUAUCGAGGAACAUGACGAUAUGCUAAUUGAUGGUAAUAUGAUGUCUAACAAUUUGAUGACCAAUGAAAUUAUUCCUGAUUUGGAUGACCAAAAAGGAAAAUGUGUAGAGAAAGCUCCUGUCAUUGAUCAAAAGCAAAAAAAACACAAUUAUCAUGUUAGUUGGGGUGAAAACGUGACGUUAUUGGUUUAA
This is a messenger RNA of Dentiscutata heterogama, 486 nucleotides long. The record is from the annotation of a GenBank genome assembly. Lineage: Eukaryota; Fungi; Glomeromycota; Glomeromycetes; Diversisporales; Gigasporaceae.